CCGGGCCGCUGGGUGAGGGAGCACGGGGCAGGCUGCGCUCAGGCGGCCGUGACGGCGGUCCCCGGGCGGAGCCGGCAGGCGGCGGGACGAGCGGACGGGCGGCGGCGGCGGGAUGGCCACCCUGUGGAUGGGCGACCUGGAACAGUACAUGGAUGAGACUUUUAUCAAGCAGGCCUUUUCAGCCAUGGGUGAGCCAACUGUUAAUGUGAAAAUCAUUAGCAACAGAAUGACCGGAACGUUAGCAGGCUAUUGCUUUGUGGAAUUAGCCGAUCAAACCAGCGCUGAUCGUUGUCUCCAUAAAUUGAAUGGGAAGCCUUUGCCAGGUUCAAAUCCGCCCAAGAAAUUCAAGUUAAACUAUGCAACCUAUGGAAAAAAACCAGAUGCAGGCCAAGAAUAUUCCAUAUUUGUGGGUGACCUCUCUUCUGAAGUUGAUGAUUUUCAUCUGUAUGAUUACUUUGUGAAAAAAUAUCCAUCUUGUAGAGGUGGGAAAGUGGUUACAGACACAUCUGGAAACUCAAGAGGUUUUGGAUUUGUCAGGUUUUCUGACGAAGCAGAACAGAAAAAGGCUUUAGAAGAAUGUCAAAACAGCAAAGGUUUAGGAGGAAAACCUAUCCGAAUAAGUAUAGCAGUGCCAAAAAGUGCAAAAACAAAAUCAGAAUACCAGCCAACUGCCAGCUACAACUACACACAAUACUAUCAGCAGUACCAACAGUAUUACUCACAGUGGGGUUAUGAUCCCUAUGCCAGCUAUGGCUAUGGAUACCCACAGUAUGGUACCACUGAGACAUCAGCAAUAACUUCUUCGCUGAUGACAGAAAUGUCUCAACUAUCUGAGUUUCAACAAAAUUCUGCACUGAGUGAGGAGAAUGAAGAAGAAUGUGUGGAAGAUCCAGAUCCAAAGUUGGAUAUCGAUGAAGUUAACAAACAAUUCAUGGAACAAAGUGAAGAACUUUAUGAAUCCUUAAUGAAUUGUCAUUGGCAACCCCUGGAUUCCAUCACAUCAGAGAUUCCCAGUGUAGUAUAAUUAAAAACACUUUUGUAAUAUAAUUCCUUAAAAUAGCUAUAUAAUUAAAAAAAGGAGGGCUGUUUGCUAGUUUAUGAUUGGUUUUGAGUUAUGACCUUAAAUUGCAUUAGGCAUCCUGUAUAUUUAAGACUUUUUUGUAUUGCAAAAUUCAACCUGCUCUGUGAAUUAAUUUCCAUUUUAUACAGUACUCUUCAUCUUGGACCAGCUUGCUGAAUAAACAGUCAUCUUCUG
Pristis pectinata (smalltooth sawfish) is the source of this 1255-nucleotide messenger RNA. Its product is annotated as tRNA selenocysteine 1-associated protein 1-like. The transcript has 9 exons. Gene Ontology annotation, molecular function: RNA binding. The record is from RefSeq and is a predicted model, not a curated record. The coding region runs from base 113 to 1024 and encodes 303 amino acids. NCBI's taxonomy places the organism in Eukaryota, Metazoa, Chordata, Chondrichthyes, Rhinopristiformes, Pristidae.